AUGCACGGCGAAAGCAUAGGUGCGUCAGUACCCAUCGCGGUCGAGGACAUGCUACGUGCCGCUGCCAAAAAGCACCCGCGGCCGCGCGUUGCCAUCAGACGUGAUCCGUGUUUCAAGCCGACGUCCAGAGUGAGGUUGUCCAUGGACGGCGCGCCGCUGACUCGGGGGCAGAUGAAUGCGAUGCAGAGUGCGCGUGCACUCCGAGAUCGCCGGCUGGACCCAGAUCGUCGGCUUCGCAACCCUGUCGACCUGCAGCCCCAGCUUCGUAUCCCCGUCUGCGAAUCGCAGGGCCUCCUGCGCACCGCUCAACAUGCCAUUGCGUCUUUCUCAAUCGCCGGCGGAUUUUUUUCAUGGCGGCUCCGUCCGGAUUUAGCACGGCGUUCCGGCGGCUCGCUCCUGGUGCCACUCUGGAGUCAAGGGCGGCACUCUCGAAACGACUUUAUUCCUUCCUGGGACUCUUUCUUAAUCGGUGCACAAAAGCAAUGGGAUUACGGCUCUAGAACGGUUUCAGCGGUGGGCGUGGCGAGUAAUCCGAAUGGCCCGGUAGACUGCGAACGCUUGUGUUGCACUCUCACCGCUCGCCUCGGCCCUGUCAUUGGCUGGCCUGCCUGUUUCAGCAUGUCCGGCCAGCUUUCCUUCUUGUACCACCCUUCACACCACCGCCUAAUUGUAGUACACGGCCGGCCUUUUCUUUUCACGCCAAUUCCCUAA
Trematosphaeria pertusa is the source of this 711-nucleotide messenger RNA. RefSeq lists its product as uncharacterized. The transcript has a single exon. The record is from RefSeq and is a predicted model, not a curated record. NCBI's taxonomy places the organism in Eukaryota, Fungi, Ascomycota, Dothideomycetes, Pleosporales, Trematosphaeriaceae. Bases 1 to 711 code for a protein of 236 amino acids.